AGGGUUUGAACGUGAGUGAGUGUGCAGGCUGGCUAGCUGGAAAGCCGUGUCUAUCUAACGAAGUCAGUUAAUAGCAUUAGCUAUAUUAUCACUUAUUAGGACGCUUGAUAUCCAUGUACUUGUUAUUUAUGCAAAGUUGGCUUGCUUGGUUGCUCGCUUGGCAAUGUGACGAACAGCUAUAUCGACACGUAUGUUAGCCAGCCUGCUAGCAAAGCAGUACCUCUGAUUGGAGUGCCAUCCCCACAGAAGCAGCAUGAGCUCAAAGGGGGGCGGCACAGCCCUGUCCCGCCGGAACUAUCGCCUGGCCCCCGACACCGACAAGCCCAAAGUAGCAGGCAUCGUCCACGAGAAGCUGUUGAGUGACUACCUGCACCAUGUCUUCCCCCCGUCAAACAAGCACAGCGCCCCCUCUGCUGCUUUCAGGAAAAACCUCACCUUCCAGGACCUUGGGGCCCACCUGGAGAGGCUGCUGUGUGAGGGGGAGCCUGGAGAGGACACUAGAGAUCAGACAGUAGAAGGGCGGCUGGGCCCCCCCACCGUGGUCUUGGAUCACACCAGUGGCUUUGAGGGACUCCUUUUCGUAGACGACGACCUCCUGGGGGUCAUCGGCCACAGCAAUUUCAGCUCCAUCAGAGCGACUACCUGCGUGUUCAAAGGAAAGUGGGUGUACGAGGUGCUCAUCUCCUCCCAAGGGCUAAUGCAGAUCGGAUGGUGCACGCUGAACUGCAGGUUCAACCAGGAGGAGGGUGUGGGCGACACGCCGGACUCGUACGCCUACGACGGGAACAGAGUGCGCAAGUGGAACGUCACGACCACUAACUACGGCAAGUCAUGGGCUGCUGGGGAUAUUGUGAGCUGCUUGAUAGACCUGGACGAAGGGACCAUAACUUUUUGCCUAAAUGGCCAGUCGCUGGGGACAGCCUUCAGUAACAUUAAGAUGGGCCCUGGCAUUGCGUACUUCCCCGCCAUCAGCCUGUCCUUCAAAGAGUCCGUGGCCUUCAACUUUGGAAGCCGCCCACUACGAUACCCUGUGGAGGCCUACAUGCCCCUGCAGAGCCCCCCCACUGCUGACCUCGCCAAGGCCCACAGGCUGCUGGGAUAUAUUAAGAAUGUACUGUCCACUUCGAUAGACACUCAGGAGGGGAAGCUGGUGCAGAAGGACAGCUCCAGCUGGCAGCUGCAUGGGGAGCCCACAGUACUGGUCACAUUGGCUCACAUCUUCAACUACUUCGCACCCCUCAUGUGUAAGGUUUACCUGGUGGAGGACGUCCUAAUGAACUUCCUGCUGGGCAUCCUGGAGGGGGGCGGCUCGGUGGACGAGCACCCCCUCAUCCAGCAGCUCCUAGACCUCUUCUGGCUGCUCAUGGAGGACUACGAGGUGAACGAGUGCCUGAAGCAGCUGAUGAUGUCACUACUGAGAGCCUACAGGUUCUCCCCCAUCAUCCCUGACCUGGGCUUCCAGAUCCAUUACCUGCGCUUGACGACCGCCAUCCUUCGGCACGAGAAGUCCAGGAAGUACCUCCUCAGCAACGUCUUGUUUGAUGUGCUGCGCUCGGUGGUCUUCUUCUACAUCAAGACCCCCCUGCGGGUAAAGGAGGCGGGGCUGGAGGAGCUCAUCCCCACCACCUGGUGGCCCACGCGCUUCGACAAGGAGGGGCGGGAUGAGGGUGAGCAGAAGGAGGAGAGCGGGGAGGAGAGGCUGAGGAGGCGCGCCUAUGAGAGAGGCUGCCAGAGGCUGAAGAAGAGGAUAGAAGUUGUGGAGGAGCUGCAGGUUCAAAUCCUCAGGCUGAUGCUGAACAACAAGGACAAAGGGACGGGGGGGGAAGCCUCGCGGUACAUAUUCCUGAAUAAAUUCCGCAAGUUCCUUCAGGAGAAUGCUAGCAACAGAGGGAACCCCACAGUGCUGUGCCCCCCUGAGUACAUGGUCUGCUUCCUGCAUCGCCUCAUCACGGCCGUCCGCGGGUACUGGGACGAGGGCAGGAGGAAGAGUGUGGGCUGCGUCAGCAGUGAAGAGGCCUACGUCCCUCCCCAGCUCUUCUACAACGGAAAGGUGGAUUACUUUGAUCUCCAGCGUCUGGGGGGGCUCCUCUCUCACCUCAAGAAAACCCUGAAAGAUGACCUUGCCUCUAAAGCCAACAUCAUUGUUGAUCCGUCUGAGAUCCAGGCCACUUCCAUGGACGACCUGGACGAGGACGAGGAAGUUGGAGGAGCCCAGAGGCCUUUCGGGGCGGCGGCCAUGGGCGGGGCCCUGGCCCGGCCCAGCUGGCUCAGCUCCCCCACCCUGGGGAGGGCCAACCGCUUCCUCAGCACCGCCGCCGUCAGCCUCAUGACCCCCCGCCGGCCCCUGGCUCCGCCCGAAAAGGUCAAAAUACGCACGCUGGCCGUGGAACAGAGGACCGAGGAGGACAUCGAGGGAAGCCAUGGUAACGAUGGGCUGUUGCUGGGGCGACCACUGGAAGAACCCGACCAGCCAAUCACGGAGAAGUCCUUGUUGGAGAUUCUGGAUGGCAUUGUGAUGAUGUACAACCUGAGCGUCCAUCAGCAGCUGGGCAAGAUGGUUGUGGUGUCCGAUGAUGUCCAUGAAUAUGCUGUAGCUCUGAAGGACACGGAAGAGAAGAUAACCCGCUGUCCAGAAAGGAGGCCAGACAUCCUGGAGGAGCUGCAGAAGAGCCAGAAGGUUUUCGCAGAGAAGCUGAACCACCUGAGCCGCAGGCUGGCCUGGAUCAACGCCACCAUCUACUCCAAGGAGAAGAUGCUGGACGUGUACUGGCUGCUGCGGGUGUGCAUCCGCACCAUCGAGCACGCGGACAACACCGGCUCCCUCUUCGCCUUCACCCCCGAGUUCUACCUCAACGUGGCCAUGAACAGCUACAGCGCGCUCAAGAACUACUUCAGCCCCUCCAACAGCAUGGACGAGCUUCCAGGUUACGAGGACACGCUCACCCAGCUGGCCGCCAUCCUGGCCAAGCACUUUGCAGACCCCCGUAUCGUGGGGACAGACAUCAAAGACUCCCUGAUGCAGGCUUUGGCCAGUUAUGUAUGUUACCCACAAUCCCUCAGGGCGGUGGAGAGGAUCCCAGAGGAACAACGAGUGGCCAUGAUGCGGAACCUCCUGGCCCCCUACGAGCAGCGGCCCUGGGCUCAGACUAACUGGAUCCUGGUUCGGCUCUGGAGGGGCUGUGGGUUUGGGUACAGGUACACGCGGCUGCCCCACCUGCUCAAAACCAAACCCGAAGACGCCAACUUGCCCAGCCUACAGAAGCCCUGCCCCUCCCACCUGCUCCAGAGGCACAUGGCGCAUUUGCUGAGCCAGGAUAAGGACAUGGCCGCCAGCUUCCUCAACAGCGUCCUUAACCAGCUCAACUGGGCCUUCUCCGAGUUCAUCGGCAUGAUCCAGGAGAUCCAGCAGGCGGCGGAGCGGCCGGAGAGGAACUUCGUGGACACGCGGCAGCUGAAGGUGUGCGCCACCUGCUUCGACCUGUCGGUCAGCCUGCUGCGCGUGCUGGAGAUGACCGUUACCCUGGUGCCCGAGAUCUUCCUGGACUGGACACGCCCCUCCGCCGAGCUGCUGCUCCGCCGAUUGGCUCAGCUUCUCAAUCAGGUGCUGAAUCGCGUGACCGCAGAGAGGAACCUGUUCGACCGCGUGGUCAACCUUCGCCUCCCAGGGCUGGAGAGCGUGGAUCAUUACCCUAUCCUAGUGGCCGUCACGGGGAUCCUGGUACAAAUCCUGGUGGACUCUGAUAGGCAGGGGGUGUCCAGAGCGGCUGCUGUCCUGCUGUCUGAUCCCUGCUUCCAGCUCCACUCCAUCCAGCACCUCCUGGGAGAGAACGAGCCUCCAGCCACUGGACCCGCCCCUCCGCCCCCUGCUGACCGAAAACACUUCUCCCUACAUGCCUACACUGAUUACAUCAGCACUGAUGAGGAGAGGAAGGUGGAGCAGAUGCUGACCUUCCUGACAGAGCAGUCCAAGGAAGCAGCAGCCAGCGCAGCGCCCACCAGCGAAGAGGACCUGUGCCCCAUCUGCUAUGCACAUCCCAUCUCUGCCGUCUUCAAGCCCUGCUCCCACAAGUCCUGCAAAGCCUGUAUCAACCAGCACCUAAUGAACAACAAAGACUGCUUCUUCUGCAAGGCCACCAUUACUGGUGUGGAGGACUACAGCAAACCUGCCUCAUCUUAGCACCUCUCCCGGAGGGUACCCCGAACUGGGGAGACUGAACACCAACUCAACAGCACCU
Molecule: messenger RNA, 4235 nt
Organism: Anguilla anguilla (European eel)
Lineage: Eukaryota; Metazoa; Chordata; Actinopteri; Anguilliformes; Anguillidae
Product: E3 ubiquitin-protein ligase RNF123
Exons: 39
Coding region: 254-4177 (1307 amino acids)
Cellular component (GO): cytoplasm
Molecular function (GO): protein binding; ubiquitin-protein transferase activity
Source: RefSeq, a predicted model, not a curated record